AUGCAUGCAAUUAUUGGCAAUUAUCAUUUCUUCGAGAAUGCAUCCAGCGAAGACGCCGAUCGAUAUUAUUGGAAAGCGUUUAAUGUAUAUGACACUAUUUUCCUAUUACAAGCACCACCACUUGUUCUUACUCAAGCUCGUCUUCUUAUCGUUGGUGUUCUCUUUCAUAUUGCUCUCACUUACUACCAACAAUUUUCAACGACAGCAAAAGCUCAAGAAUGUUUCCAACGUAUUGUUACCUAUUCAAUAGAACAUUGUCCAUUUGAUAGUUUCACAUUGUCUCAUCGUUAUCUUGGCGAGAUUAAUUAUUCACAUUAUGAGCAAUAUGAGCAAGCAGUAGAACAUUUUCAAGUUUCAGCAACUUUCUACGAAUCGCAUUCCUCUGAUGAUUAUUGGGAAUUAGCUCUAUGCAACAAGUGGCUCGCCAUGGUACAUUUCAAAUUAAGGCUCUAUCAAUUAUCGAUCGACUAUGGCUUAAAAGCUAUUGAUUUGCUGCAAAAACCACGAUCAUCUCAGUCAACAAAUAAAUUCGUCGGUAACGAGUUCGCAUUUUUGAAAAGAGUAACUUGUGUUCAACAAAAAAAUCAAAUAGCCUAUAAUGAACACAAUAACGAACAAGCUCUUUCUGAAAUGUAUAGACUCAUCGGAGAUGCAUACGAACAAAUACACGAUCUCGAUUUAUCACUAGCAGCAUAUGAAUAUGCUCUUGAAAUAAAUCAAGAUUUUUCACCUAUCUAUCAAUUAGAAACAGUUAUUACAGAAAGUCGAUUGGGAAUUUUAUUUAACAACGUAAAAGAAAUGGAAGAAGCAUCGACUUAUCAAAAAAAAAGCAUUGAAUCGCCUGAAACAUCUUUAUACGACCGUUGA
Messenger RNA from Rotaria sordida, 867 nucleotides. NCBI's taxonomy places the organism in Eukaryota, Metazoa, Rotifera, Eurotatoria, Philodinida, Philodinidae. The record is from the annotation of a GenBank genome assembly.